This is a messenger RNA of Purpureocillium lilacinum, 1086 nucleotides long. The record is from RefSeq and is a predicted model, not a curated record. Lineage: Eukaryota; Fungi; Ascomycota; Sordariomycetes; Hypocreales; Ophiocordycipitaceae.
AUGGGCGACGUAGGAGGGAUGUGGGAUGUUGUCGCAAGGGACCCACUCAGAGACAUAAAAGGGCUGGGAUGCCCGCCUCGUUUCUUUCCAACGUUCGAGAGAACUUUGCUUCUUGCUUUGCGUAAAGCACCUGGGACAGGUCCAUUUUUUCUGUUUACAGUUGAUGUGAUCCUUGCAUCCACACGCGUGGACGACUUGGUCUCGGGGAGAGACACCCUGCUUGGCAACCGGAAGACAGAAGUCUUUUCUUCCCGGGGAACGAUUACUACGACAGUCUACAGACGCACGAGGGACGUGCUGUUCAAACAAGUGUUUGAUCUUUGUGGAAGCCACCACCACGACGGCAGUGACGUCGGAAACAUGACGACGAAGGAGGAAUCAAGUGAUUCUUUCCACGAGAGUGGAAGCACCACUCAUUCGACCAUGGGGGUUGGUCGUGACCGGCAUGACGAGGUUACGUCGGCCGCAUUUUGCCUGAGAUACGCCCUGGGUGACCAGGAGUCUUGGUCCAAGGCCAUGGGCUUCAUCAUACCUAGGGCACUGCCCUACAGCACGGCUGCAUUCUACGCGGUGGGACGCGUUGUCGACAUGACACGGGUCGUGGAUGUUAUCUUUAUUACGCGAAGGUAUCAGAAACCGAGCUAUGUCUCCGAUGCCAAGAGAUGGGCAGGAAGAGGUGCGACCGGACAAAUAAUGAGUCUUGACUCGCCACGUGAGAGGGAAAAGCGAGAGACUUUUAUCGACGACUGUCUAAGUCGGAUGUUGGACACCCCGCAUGAGCAGGUUGCGGGUUCCGUUGAGGACCUCAAAGUGGAAUUGGGCGAGCUCUUGAAGCUUCGCAGGCGUUACCACAGGUACCGCGAUCGCCGUCGCAAAGUACGGCCGCAGCCAUUACCAUCACCACCCCCACCAUCACCUACACCUAGUGAGGUGUCUUCGCCCUGGAUGCCUGAUGUGGAGUCGCUGACGUCGGGAGACGCUUUGUUCGAGGAAUCUUGCAUGACAGAAGCCGAGUUGGAUUUGCUUUGUCAGUUCAUCGUUGAUGACGUAGAGGACGGGAUGGAAAACACCAUGACGCUAGACUAG